UCUAACCAGGAAGAGAUAAACACUGCUGCUGCUGAGAGGAAAACCAGGAAGUAGAGAAGGCAGUUUUGUGCCUGAACCGACAAUUCUGACAAUGAUUGUUUAGAUCUGUCCUCAACAGGCUGCGGUUACAGACAAACAGACAUGGGGCCGAUUGCAGUUAUUCUACAGCUCCUGGCAGUGAUGUCACUGACUGCAGCGAAGGACGAUGGAUUAGUUAGGACUCCACCCAUGGGCUGGAUGGCCUGGGAGCGAUUUCGCUGUGAUGUUGACUGUAAAGAUGAUCCAGAAAACUGCAUCAGUGAGGCUCUGUUCAGAGACAUGGCUGACCGGCUUUAUGAGGACGGCUGGAAGGAGCUUGGCUACGAAUAUGUGAUCAUAGAUGACUGUUGGAUGUCAAUGGAGAGAGACAAAGAGGGGAGACUGCAGCCGGAUCCCGUCAGAUUCCCAGGUGGCAUAGCAAAACUGGCAAACUAUGUCCAUGAACGUGGACUGAAGCUGGGCAUCUAUGCAGACAUGGGCACAUUUACAUGUAUGGGCUUCCCGGGUACCACUCUGGAUAAAAUACAGAUCGACGCCCAGACCUUUGCUAGCUGGGGGGUGGACUACCUGAAGUUUGACGGGUGUAGCUCAAAUCCCUUAGUGCAGAUGCUGGGUUACCCACUGAUGUCCAUAGCUUUGAACGCCACAGGCAGACCUAUAGUCUAUUCUUGUAGCUGGCCGGCGUAUCUGGGAGGACUUCCACCUUUUGUGAAUUAUAAUCUGAUGGGGGAAAUUUGUCACCUGUGGAGGAAUUAUUAUGACAUUCAGGACUCAUGGGACAGUUUACAAGCCAUUGUUGACUGGUUCUUCAACAACCAGGAUGAAAUUCAACCGGCUGCGGGGCCUGGAAGAUGGAAUGACCCAGACAUGCUCAUCAUUGGAAACUUUGGCCUCAGUAUGGACGAGUCCCGCUCUCAGAUGGCUCUGUGGGCCAUCAUGGCUGCACCUCUGAUCAUGUCCACUGACCUUCGACACCUCGAUAACGGAGCAAGGGCCAUCCUGCAAAACAAAGUGGCCAUUGCCAUCAACCAAGACCCUUUGGGCAUCCAGGGAAGACGCCUCCUGAAGGAGAAAAGUCGUAUUGAGGUGUACUGGAGGCCUCUGUUUCAAUCAGCCAGUGCUCUUGUGUUCCUGAGCCGACGAACAGACAUGCCCUACCGCUACCACACUUCACUGGGCAAACUUCACUAUGAAGAAGGCAACUAUGAGGCCUAUGAUGUGUUUACUGGCACCACUGUGAAGGGACUGAAUUCCACCACAGAGAUUACCCUCUCCAUCAACCCCUCAGGUGUUGUCAUGUGGUACGUCUACCCACUACGAAAGCACAAUCACACCACAGACACCGAAACGCUUCGCCAUCAUCUGAGGAAACCAGCAGAGUUCAGAUUUCACAGAGAGAAAUCAGGACAUCGCACUCUUUUAUAAAGAAACUGUCACAAAGUAUGGAUUUCGAUUAGCUUUUUAAAAUUCUAAAAAAAAAAAUCAUCCUGAACACAACUUUGAAAUCGAACAGAAAUUGUAUGGAUUUGUUUUGUGCUUAUGUAUUUCAUCAUCAAACCACACAGACACACUGUGAUGUGAUUGUUCCAAGAGAAAAUGUGAACUCGGCUUGUUCUGUCUGCCUUCUUUGGAUCAAUA
Molecule: messenger RNA, 1677 nt
Organism: Sphaeramia orbicularis (orbiculate cardinalfish)
Lineage: Eukaryota; Metazoa; Chordata; Actinopteri; Kurtiformes; Apogonidae
Product: alpha-N-acetylgalactosaminidase-like
Exons: 9
Coding region: 142-1464 (440 amino acids)
Biological process (GO): oligosaccharide metabolic process; glycoside catabolic process
Cellular component (GO): cytoplasm
Molecular function (GO): alpha-galactosidase activity
Source: RefSeq, a predicted model, not a curated record